Tachysurus vachellii is the source of this 2294-nucleotide messenger RNA. RefSeq names its product chromosome 13 C12orf4 homolog (gene ferry3). Lineage: Eukaryota; Metazoa; Chordata; Actinopteri; Siluriformes; Bagridae. Gene Ontology annotation, cellular component: cytoplasm. The record is from RefSeq and is a predicted model, not a curated record. The coding region runs from base 89 to 1747 and encodes 552 amino acids. Gene Ontology annotation, biological process: regulation of mast cell degranulation. The transcript is spliced from 14 exons.
UUAAGGUUCUACUUUUAAGGUGGAACGGUAAUUCGAAUAAGAAGCUGGCGAAUAAGCAGCUAACGUCAGUCCCGUUUAACAGUGAAAGAUGAGGAAAACUAAAGGGAAAGCGAGUUCUACUGAGAAAGACUUUGUGUUCGAGUUCAAGGCAGGGAGAAAUCACUGCACCCUCAAAGUUCCUCUACAGUUUCCUGUUCAAGAGAAUGUCAACGAUCUCCACGGGAGACUCAUGUUGCUCCAUAAAAUCCCUUGCUUUGUAGAAAAGGACUUAAAGAACAAACUUCUGGUGUUCAUUGAGACAGAAACGUUAGAAGAUUACGACCGCGAAGCUGAAGCAGCUUUACAGAAGAUCACGAAUGGAGAAGUUGAUAUUAAUAAACUGAGCAACAUGUGGGCCAAGGCCUACUCUGAGACGACGCUGGAACACGCCUGGCCCGAGGAGCCCAGCUGGGACGAGGACUUCGCAGACGUGUAUCACGAGCUGAUCCACUCUCCGGCUUCCGAAACGCUGCUCAACCUGGAGCACAACUACUACGUCAGCGUGUCCGAGCUCAUCAGCGAGAGAGACAUGGAGCUCAAGAAGCUCCAGGAGAGGCAAGCAGCAGAAAUGGACAAAGUCAUGCAGGAGCUGGGAAAGACGUUAAGCGAUCAGGACGUUAAUACAGUGGCAGCGCAGCACUUUGAUGCUCAGCAGGUGCUGGAGAACAAGUGGUCCAGUGAGCUGAAGCAGGUAACUGGAAUACAAAAGCAAGAGUACCAAGAGUGGGUGGUUAAACUACACCAGGACCUUCGCAACCCUAACAACAGCACCAUCACGGAGGAGAUUAAGGUACAGCCUGGGCAGCUGACCGAGGUCAGCGAGUUGGGGGCCAGAGGGUUCGAGGAGCAUCGACAGCUGGAGGAGAGCUUCACCAUUCAUUUAGGGGCUCAGCUGAAGACGAUGCACAACCUGCGGCUGGUGCGGGCCAACGUGUUGGACUUCUGCAAGCACAGACGCCACGGCAGCGGAGGCAGCGCUAAGCUACGGCGGCUUCAGAUGGCUUUCUCUCUGUACUCGUCCUCUCUCUGUGGCCUCGUCCUGCUCGUCGAUAACAGAGUGAACUCCUACAGCGGCAUAAAGAGAGAUUUUGCCACCGUGUCUCAGGAGUGCACAGAUUUCCAUUUCCCCCGACUUUCUGAGCAGCUGGAGGUGGUCCAGCAGGUGGUGCUGUACGCACGGGCGCAGCGCAGCAGCAAACAGAGAGAACAGCCGGAGAUUCCAAGAAACGGGAGCAACGAUGAAAAAAACAAGAACAUCGAGAGAAACCCUGCGAACAUCCUUCCCGGUGAAUUCUACAUCACUCGUCAUUCCAACUUGUCUGAGGUUCACAUAAUGUUUCAUCUAUGCGUGGACGAUAACGUGCGCUCGGCAAACCUCACGGCUCGAGACCCGGCCAUCAUGGGCCUGCGAAACAUCCUCAAAGUGUGCUGCACGCACGACAUCACCACCAUCACCGUCCCGCUGCUGCUGGUGCACGACAUGUCUGAGGAGAUGACCAUUCCCUGGUGUCUGAAGCGAGCUGAGCUGGUGUUUAAAUGCGUAAAAGGUUUCAUGAUGGAAAUGGCAUCAUGGGAUGGCGGCAUCUCCCGGACCGUUCAGUUCCUCGUCCCUCAGAGUAUCUCGGAGGAAAUGUUCUACCAGCUGAGCAACAUGCUGCCUCAGAUCUUCCGAGUCUCCUCCACUCUCACGCUCACAUCCAAACGCUGACCAAGUCUAACAUACUGUAGGCAUAGCACCAAAAACGAACAAGGACGCUUUGCAUCCGCACUUUUACCCACGAAUGACAACGGAAGAGAUUUCUUUAUGCGAUCAUACAUGGCAGACUGAUCGUAUGUGGCAGGCUUUUUUUUGUUGUUGUUUGUUUUUUGCUUAUCCGUCUUGUUCCAGCAUAUUUUUCAUGAUAAUUGUAUUAAAAAAAAUCCAGAUGUUUGUGUGUUUUAAGUAGUUCAGGAAUUCCACAGCUGUGAUUAUUGUGGACUUUCUCUCAGCUGUGUCUACUCUAAACAGUUGGCAUGUGCUAGCAAACUCAGUGAUGACCUCCGGAUGCACCGGUGACGUAUCCAAGUAUUUAGACAUGGGGUGGACACCGGAACAGAGGGGUUCAGGUUCAUGAAGUUUUUUACCGAGACCAAAAAAAUGGAGUUUGUUCCUGAUUUGUUGUGUCUAUGUUUUUGUCAUGAACCACUUUUCUUUUAUUCAAAAUUAAUUUGUUUUGUUUUGUUUUUUGUUUAAUUAAAAUUCUGAAAACUGAAAA